This is a messenger RNA of Fopius arisanus, 1141 nucleotides long. Its product is annotated as transmembrane protein 45B. NCBI's taxonomy places the organism in Eukaryota, Metazoa, Arthropoda, Insecta, Hymenoptera, Braconidae. The transcript is spliced from 2 exons. The record is from RefSeq and is a predicted model, not a curated record. The coding region runs from base 153 to 917 and encodes 254 amino acids.
UGCCAAUCUCCCCUAUAAUUACAAAAUAACAAUAAUAAUAAUAGUAAUAAGGAAAGGAUAGAAUAAGAUAUAAUGGACUAUAUUGUGGGUGAUGGUAUUAUUGGUCACUAAUUUGAAGUAAGUUUGCUUAUCUGGAAGACCGAAAAUUUGAAAUGGCAGACGGUUUAAUUCCACACAUUUUGAUAGGGAGUAUUUUCUACAUUUUUGGCUUGAAAUGGUGCUGUGAAUAUGCAAAAUUUUGGGAUACUCCCAAAAGAUCUGAGGGAAUGAGCUCCACAAAAUCUCGCAUAUUAAUGGGGAAAUGUGAAAAACUACUGAUGAAUAAUCCAAUCGAAGGUAGCCUAAAACUCAUAGCUACAGCUAUCGGCUUAAUUGGUACAAUGGUGGAAGGUCUUCCAGAUACCGUAAUUGUUUCUCCGAAAGUUGUCCAUGCAACUAUCUAUUUAUUUUUCGCAUUAUCAGGCCUCAUUGAUGUCUUGACAUUUUAUUUUCCUCGUAACGUCACCAAGGGACUUGCUAAUUUAGCACUAGCACAGAGUUUUUUCGUUGAAGGAUUUCUUUUCGUUUGGGCCAGUCCAGACCGGAGCAUUACCAAUGGCAUUGCAGCAGCAAUUGUCUGGACAACUGCAAUUACUAUUGGUGCUGAAUUAAUUUGGCCAGAUCUUAAACUUUUGAGAGCAACUACUACACUGUUGCAUGGAGGAUGGAUAGCUCACAUGGUGCGACUAUUUCGCAGUGAAACAUUAGCAACUGAAAGAAUUGCUUUAGCAUUCUCAUGGCAUAUCGCUGCUGCAUUUGCCGUUACGUUAAUUGUUGUUGCCACUGCGAGGAGCUGCGCCCCUAAUAUAAACAUCCAUGAUGAACCACCUGAUGUCCCAAUUUAUGAUUACUGCAAUGAACCACAUGAUAUGACAUGAUAAUUUUUGUCUCAUUGUCUGUUUUCCAUCAACUUACAACUUUCCUUGACUGAUUUGUCUUUAAAAAAGGAAGAAAAAAAUUUUGUUUUUUCCUUAAUCAUUCAAGUUCGCAGUGGUAUUAUUCUCAUCGCCUUUCCUGUACCUCAUUUAGAGAUACAAUGAGGCCUAUUACAUAUUUAAUCAUUUGUAAUUUCUUAAGCAAUAAAUUUGAUUAUUAAAUUUUU